Messenger RNA from Micropterus salmoides (largemouth bass), 2074 nucleotides. RefSeq names its product protein FAM53C-like. The coding region runs from base 230 to 1453 and encodes 407 amino acids. Gene Ontology annotation, cellular component: nucleus. Lineage: Eukaryota; Metazoa; Chordata; Actinopteri; Centrarchiformes; Centrarchidae. The transcript has 5 exons. Gene Ontology annotation, biological process: protein import into nucleus. The record is from RefSeq and is a predicted model, not a curated record.
AAAUACUCUGCUGAACUGUCCUCUAUCCCGUGCACUGUGUGCAGCUUCGGUUGCUAAGGAACCACCGAACGCAGGUGGCAUAAAGAUGAUGGUGGCAUAGUGAGAAAGCUGGUCUGGCUGGUUAGGUGUGGAGGGGACACCACAAACCACGCCAGGAUUGACUAACCUUUCCACUGCCCACAAUAAAUCUCCUCAUCUCCAUGUCUGUCCCUGGAUUGUAGCUACAAUUAUGGUGACACUUAUCACAGAGCAGCUCCGUAAACAGAGUUUGGAAGAGCCUUAUUACAAGGCUUUCUCAUUUAAUGUGAAUGCGUCAUUACCUGCAGUGGGCUCAAGUCCCACUGUCUCAUGGAGUGCUUGUAGAUCAACACAAGAGACCAGCUCAGCUACACACCCAUCAUCCAAAGCUAACCUUCUGGAUGAUUUCUGUGGACCAGACCCUCUAGGGCCUCCUUCCCGCUCUGGAGAAGCUUUCCAGAGUCCAGAGGUUUCUUUCACAGACGAGGUUUUCCAAAGCUCCCCUCCGCCACCACCUCCAAAACGCCACUGCCGGUCCCUCUCUGUUCCUGAGGACCUUUCUCAGUGUCGCUCUACCUGGCAUCCUAGUGCAUCCAAGGUUUGGACCCCAGUCAAACGUGGCUGCCAAAGUGGAGGAUUAUCUAGUUCAGGCUCUGCUGCGAGCUCUUUGCCACUUUGUGGUCCCAGUUCCUCCUUCACUUCUUCAUCCCUACACUCAUCUUCUAGCCCUACCUUCUUCAGCUUAGCACUGUCUGACUCCCCACUACCAUGGAGCUUCCCAUGGGACCCCUGUGACCAACUGAAAGGAACCUGUUCUGCCUCUUUUGCUACUCCUUCCUCCUGCUCCUCUUCACCGGCCCCUAUGGUUUCUCACUCAGUACUGCAGCGCCGAUUCUCCCUCUCCCCUGUGCACAUUCAUGGCGCCUCUUCUGUGCUCCUGCCCCCCCAUCCCUCCCCUGCUUCUGCUCUGACAUAUGACUGUUCUGGUGUGGAACACCCAGCCCUGUCUCCAUCUCCCACUUCUGCGUGUAGUACACCAUCCUCCUCUAGACGUGACCUGCACCCAGCGCUGCCGCGCUGCCGCUCGCAGCCCUGUGAUAUGCGCAGACCUCGCUUGAAGAGGCGCCGUGACCCAGAUGUUCUGCCCUGCCCUAGGCCAGGCCUUAACUUCAGCAAGAUGACACAGAUUGGUAAUCACGAGAGCCUCCUGUGUGGUACAGGUGUCUGCGUAGUUCCAGUGUCUUCCCAGUCAGAACAUCGCUCAGCCUUCUCCCCUGCAGACUUCCUGGGACGAGCCAGCAUUGGGCCACUGAGUGAAAGUGAAGAGGAGGAAGACGAGGAUAAAAGAGAGAGGACUGUAAUGGAUGGAGGACAAAAGAUUGUUUUUGAAAGGGACUGCACAGAACUGGACUUGAACCUUAUAGAAGAGAACUGACACUCCUUGGUGCUCCCAGUGUGAUUACUGCAUUCAUAACAAUGUUAAGCACACCUGUAGGCUUUGUGCGCUCUCCUGGCAGAGUCCUUGGGAACCUGCUGCCCUCCUAAGGCAUGUCAGAGUUCACAAUCAAGAACCAAGCAAUUAGAAGCUAAUAUCAACUUACAAUGUAAUGACUGUAAAAUUUGAGCUAGUUCAUUAAUUAACAUUUCAAAGGAAAUAUCAGAGUGCCUGCCUAUUCAGUGCUCCAUAGGGAAAUGUGCAUGAGUAAAUGUUUUCAUGCACACAGAAUUUGGCUAAUUUCAUAUUGAUAAAACUCUUAUUUGCUUUAAUCAUUGGUAUGCAUCUUGAUAUCUUUACAUAUCCUCAAAGAAUGCCAUAUACUGGAGUAAGCAGAAUGUGCUUAAUAUUGCCUCUAAGUGAUUUGAAUACACGCUAAAAGCAGAUAGUUUAUUGGGAUAGAGGUAAGCAUUCCUCAAUGCCCCAUCAGAUACUGAUGUAAUCUACUUAUGUUUUUCUCUGAAUUUGGACAUGACUGUAUGUGAGCUGUUUAAAGGUUGCUGCCAUGUGUAGGUCAAAAUAUUAGAGUAGCCCCAACAACAUAAGAAUACAGAUUUAUAU